Messenger RNA from Drosophila grimshawi, 1068 nucleotides. RefSeq names its product 39S ribosomal protein L19, mitochondrial (gene mRpL19). The record is from RefSeq and is a predicted model, not a curated record. Gene Ontology annotation, cellular component: ribosome; mitochondrial large ribosomal subunit. Gene Ontology annotation, molecular function: structural constituent of ribosome. Gene Ontology annotation, biological process: translation. The transcript is spliced from 2 exons. NCBI's taxonomy places the organism in Eukaryota, Metazoa, Arthropoda, Insecta, Diptera, Drosophilidae. The coding region runs from base 63 to 971 and encodes 302 amino acids.
GAGUCGAUUCUUGUCUUUAGCCAUCGCUAGCCGUGAUUAUCUAAACGUUUUCUUAUGUUAAAAUGAACGUUAAUGCCAGAGUUCUGAGUAAUAGAUUGGCACAGCAAUGUAGCCUUAAGCGGAUCGUCACAUUUUCCACAAAGCCGACGCAGCAGGCGGCAGCAGUUGCUGUACCCCAACAAAAGGAUGCAGCAAAUUCUGCCCCGGUUCGGAAACCCAUUGUGCCCGCCCAUUAUCGCUUUGUGUAUCCCGAGUUUCUGCCCGAUCCCAAGGUGGAAUGGCGCAAUACAGUGCGCGAGAAGCUGGAGCGUUUGGACAUGCUGGAUCGGCGGCGUCAAAUCGAGCUGCCUGAAUUCUAUGUGGGCUCCAUUCUUGCAGUGACCAGCUCGGAUCCCCAUGCCGCAGGCAAGAUCAGUCGCUUUGUGGGCAUUUGCAUACAUCGCGAACGCUGUGGCCUGCGUGCUCGCUUCAUUCUACGCAACGUGAUCGAUCACCAGGGCAUCGAGGUUGUCUACGAGUUGUACGAUCCCACCAUACAGAAAGUGGAGGUGUUGCGUCUAGAGAAGCGUGUGGAUGAUAGCUUGUUCUAUUUGCGUGAUGCACUGCCCGAGUUCAGUACAUUUGACGAGCAGAUGGAGCCAGAGACUCUGGAGGAAGGCACUCCAGUGCCAAUUAACGACAUUAAAGUUGUGCUCCGUCCACGUCCCUGGCUGGAGCGUUGGGAGCGUCAAAAUCUGCUCGGCGUGGCCAAUAUUGAUCAGUACAUAAAGGACAAGCAUCGCAAGUCUGCCGAAAAAGUGCAGAAGCCGUGGGAGAAAUACGAUAUGAUGAAACAUUAUCGCGCAACAAUACCCGAGGAGGAGCAAAAGGAAAUCUUUGCCGAGGUGCACACGGAAUUGCACACUCUGGAGCUGCAGCGCAAGCGGAACAAACGGAAACGCUCAUUCGUCAAACCCAAGCAGCUGGCGUAGAGGCACCAAAUCAAAGCAUUUGUUAUUCUAACUUGUAGUUAAAUAAAACCAAACAAAAAAGAUAGAAAAGAAAAUUCGAUUUUCAAAUGGAAAGUUA